CUUGACGAAAAUUUAAUCCAGUCCAAUGCAAUCCAAUCCAGACUCCGCUUCGGUCGUGGUGUAUUAGCGGUGGGGUGUGGGUGAGUGUUUUGCAGGGUUUUUAUCGGUAUUCGAGUCGCACGUUUUCGCAGAUACUGUCAAAAUACGAGUAAACCCUAGGGACCUUCAACGACUCUUUGACUCCUCUACCAAGACUUGUGAUGGCUGUUGCUGUUGCUGUGAUUGGAAAAGAGAAUUCUCCACUAUUUGUGAAAACAGUUACACCAUGCAAUGAGCUGAAGUUUCUCUACACAAUACACACAUCAUUGGAUGUCGUUGAAGAGAAGAUAUCGCCUGGCAACAAGAGCUCUGGAGAUGUUCGUGAGCUGUACUUAGGACUGUUAUAUCCCACAGAAGACUGCAAGGUGUAUGGAUACGUGACAAACACAAAAACAAAAUUUAUUGUCAUAGUGGAGACCUCCCGUACGACUCUGCGUGACAACGAAAUAAGACAGAUGUUUCACAAACUGCAUACAUCAUAUGCUGAUGUCGUGUGCAAUCCCUUCUAUGUUCCUGGUGAUCAGAUAGUGUCCAAAACCUUUGACAGCACUGUCAGUGGAAUAAUGACAGGAGAGUAAAUUCCGUGGCUGGGUGAUGCAGUUUCGGCACUGACGAAGAAAGCUGAAGACGUCCAUUUUCCAGCUUUUAAAUGAAGGUACUAUACAAUGACGAGUAAAAUUCUGUUCUACUGUGUUGUGAAUGUAUA
Molecule: messenger RNA, 745 nt
Organism: Ixodes scapularis (black-legged tick)
Lineage: Eukaryota; Metazoa; Arthropoda; Arachnida; Ixodida; Ixodidae
Product: trafficking protein particle complex subunit 2-like protein
Exons: 4
Coding region: 201-617 (138 amino acids)
Biological process (GO): endoplasmic reticulum to Golgi vesicle-mediated transport
Cellular component (GO): TRAPP complex; nucleus; cytoplasm
Source: RefSeq, a predicted model, not a curated record